AUGUUGCCAAAACGCAAAGCAGAUGCGAUCGAUGGAGAUGGGGUUACUGGUACGAGACCGCCAGAAUUGAAGGCUCCACGGCUUCCCUCAACCACUGCCCGAGGAGUAAUCCAGGCCGGGUUGGCUAGUACCACUACAACACAAUCCAACGCAAAGCAGCUUCCUGUUCCACGUUCCGAAGCUUCACAUGCCAUCGGAAGGGGUGACACCAAUGCUAGCAAUCAAGAUAAGCAUAUCGAGGGUUCACUGCCUUCAAAUAGUCACGUAAACACACAGCUAGCUAAGGCAUCUCAGCCCGUUGACGCAGAUCAGAACCUCAAUAGCUCUGAGAGUGUCAACGUCGAUCAAAAUUCUACAGAAUUGCAGCAUCUUGGCGCCGAUGGGACCAUUCAAGACGGAGCAGAAGCGACAGUGGUUGAUAUCACUCCAAAAUAUCCGCCCCUCACCAAGACGUUCAACAACUCCGACGAGGCGAGACAGUGGCGAUUGUCACAUAUCACAACUAAGCCAUACAUGGAUCCAUCGACCGAUGCGACGAUUGCCAAGGUCGCGUCGAAUCGAGAUAAAUGGGUUCUACGAUUAUAUGAUGCCUUCCGCGAUAUCACCGACGUGGGGGAUCUAAAGGUCACAAGCGCAGCAUAUAAAAACUUCGUACAAGACGCUGCUUACGACACAAAACGUAUAGAGGCGGUGUGUCAUGAGAUCCUAGACGAGAUCCUCUCGCUGUGCAACGACGGUUUCCAGCUAGAGAAGGACUUGGACUACACAAUCCGCUCUCGAGCGACCCAAGUUGAGAAAAAGGACAGGUCUUUGACUUGCAAGCAGCGACUCAAGAAGAUUAUCAACGUCAUCCAGGAGGAAAAGCAAGUGUGCUUCGAUCUGAUGAAGUCUCCUUUUGGAAGCCAAAUGAUGAAAAUAUUUGUCAAUGCUCCAACAGCAUGCGGUCGCGCUAAGGUCAGCUCCCGAACGAGUAACCUUCGGCGGUCGCAGGUCACCAAGGCGGCCAAUGAAGCCACUGGUGCCGCUAGAACAACGGCACCGAAAGCGCUUCGACGCAAGAAUAAAGAUUAUAGAGUCGAGUCAGAUUCUAAGGCGGAAGAGAACGUGCGGGAAACUUCCGCUAACAAAAUUGCCUCGCGGGGUGCGUCGGGCUCUCAGAAUGUUGUUCAGAAACAGGCUCCGUCCAGUUCCAAGGACCUAGCGUCGAGGCCUAUGUUUGAGCGAGCCGUUAGAAAUGGAAUGGCUGUAAACUCUAGGACUACUGCAGCCUCUCAACAAAGUCGCCAGAAUCAGGAUAUUCACGGCUCGGCGAUGCCUGUGGCGGUUUUGGACCCAUCUCCAGAUUCAAGACUCCGAAGUCCAAUCUCUGCUUCCGGAGUACCAGGACAUACUAGUAUUCCAAUAGGCAACACUGUACCAACCGCUCCUGCGCAGAGUUUCGUUCAGCCAAAGCACCAACCCACAGAUUCCACCUCACGCCCAAUCAAAGCCGCUACACGAAAGAGGAGGAAUGCUUCCGCGACGACGCAACCACACAAACAAGGGCGAGAGGCAAAUGCUGGGAGCUCUACCCCUCUACAGCAUAAGCAGGUUUAUAAUAGCCCUGCGGCCACCCAGCCGCUGCAGCAAGAUCUCAGCUUUGGAAUCAAUUACACGCAGGCACCGCAGUACAACGUCAAUAGCUCGACUGAGACUCAUACGGGUGCUGCAGCCAGAGCUCUGCAGCAAAACUUUAGAUAUGGAGGCCGUACAGUCUACGAAGACCUCAUUCAGCAAUCUCAGGCGUACGCCGGCGCUGCAGCCUCACCACUGGCACAGCAGGACUUCAGCUAUGGAGUUAGCCAUACAUCAGCUCACCGCCCGGGCACCAACAACUCGCCCUACUUCCAGGUCCUGGCCGAUGCACCAACUACACCGUGCAAUUUUGAGAAUGACACAGACGGUUCCUUCCAGAGCUCGUUUUCUGUAAACUAUGGUCAAUCCGCCGUGACCCCGGCAGUACCCCAUCCCGACUGCAUAUUCCAGGACGGGGCAUACUACACACCAACCUCUAGAAACUCAAACGAUUACCGACCACCUGGAGCCGACGUUUCGAUGGCUCAAGUCGAUUGGAUGGCGCUUGCGAAUAAUGAUAUGUAUCAGGACGCGAUGAAGCAAAGCCGCUUGGGCAUGGGGAAGGAGAAUCUCAAUCCAAAUAAGCUGGAUGAUGAGCUGUGACGUACUGUGGAAAGCACAGAACAUGCUAGAAUGAAGGUGUAGAACUUGUAGAGCUUCUUUAAUAUUUGAGAAGAAUAAAGACGACUCUCAAAAGAAGGAGCUGUGCUCAAGAACAUCGUGAAUGAUCUCUUAGAUGGCCAGAGCAGGUGUUGCGGUUCGCUGUUUUCACUAUCGAAGAUGGCAAG
This is a messenger RNA of Mytilinidion resinicola, 2402 nucleotides long. RefSeq lists its product as uncharacterized. The transcript has 3 exons. Lineage: Eukaryota; Fungi; Ascomycota; Dothideomycetes; Mytilinidiales; Mytilinidiaceae. The record is from RefSeq and is a predicted model, not a curated record. Bases 1 to 2217 code for a protein of 738 amino acids.